CGUCAGUCGACCGAGUAACAACAAACCAUGGUGGGAGUGUUUUGUACUUUUGUAGGAAAGGAACCUUCAGACCAUGACCAUUAGCGAUAUGAAUUUAUUUCGUAAACCUGUUUAAUUACCUGUUUUGCUAAAAUAUGCCACAUCGAAAACCCGAAAUGUGAAAUGGCUAGCGAUAUCCAGAAAUCGGUCCUUUUGACUUCAUUUCAUAGUGGAAAGAAAAAAGUCAAGAUAAUUUUACACAAAGGAAAUAUUGUUUGGGAUAAUGAAAAACUUCCUUCUGAUAAAAAAAGUGUGCCAAUUGAAAAUGUGAUAUCUGUGGAAUAUAAUUACAAAAGUUGUCACCCCAGCGAGAUCAGACAAAUAGAUCCUCUAUCGUUCACAAUUCAUUAUGCUGAAAGGGAGUCGGGACCGAAAUGGAUUUACAAAAAGUUACUAUUAAAACAUACAGAUCCCCAACAGGUUUCAUCGUGGGUGAAAACUUUGCAAGCUCAUUUGAAAGGUUUUGAGAAACGGCCGAAACAUUUGCUUCUGUUUGUCAAUCCGUUCGGUGGCAAACGGAAUGCCAUGCAGAUCUACGAGAAAUUCGGAAAGCGAUUAUUUGAUGUGGCUGGCGUUGAAGUCACAGUCAAUGUUUCACAAAGGAAAGAUCAGAUCAAGGAUUACCUGAUCAGCCACAACCUAGAGUUUUUCGAUGCCGUUGCUUGCGUGGGUGGUGAUGGGACUGUUUCUGAGUUGUUCAACGGGUUAGUUUUAAGGGAAUGCCGACAGAAUGGAAUCGACGCUGAUGAUAUUAAUCAGUCGCUGCCAAAACCGAAGAUUCCAAUUGGUAUCAUUCCAGGUGGAAGUACUGACACAAUAGCCUAUUGCAUUCAUGGAACUACAGAUGUAACGACUGCUGUCUUACAAAUAAUAUUCGGGGAUUCAAUAGGAUUAGACUUAGUUUCUGUAUAUGAUGAACAUACUUUACUACGUUUGUUCGCCAGCGUACUUAGCUAUGGUUAUCUGGGAGAUGUCGCCUACCACAGCGACCAAUAUCGGUGGAUGGGACCCCAUAGAUACGACUUCUCUGGCUUCAAGAAGCUGGUAGGCAACAAAGGAUACCGAGGAGAGAUCGCCGUCUACUCGGAGAACGAGACUGUCGCCGAGGAACCUUGCCGAGAGAACUGCGCCCGAUGCCGGUCGAGCGGCAGCCCGAACGCGGCCGAUUUGGCGUGCAAAUGGCGCACGAUAUCCGGCAACUUUUUCAUGAUCAGCGGCGCGAACAUCAGCUGCGCGUGCAGCCGUAGUCCCAGAGGCAUCGCGCCCUACAGCCACCUAGGCGACGGCAUGCUGCACCUGGUGCUGGUCAGGCACACCAGCGUGCUCAACAAUCUGCGGCUGCUGCUGCGGUUGUCGAGCGCCAAUUCGAAGGUGGACGAUUUGCCCUUCGUGGAGACCUUCACGGCCAGGGAGUUCUGUUUCAGGGGGGACGAGCGGGGCAGCAGGUGGAACUGCGACGGCGAGAUCCAGCACCAGACGAAUAUCCGAGCGAAGGUUAGAUGUCAAUUGCUCACGAUUUUGAGUAGAGGAAGUCCAAUAUGUGAACCUGUCCAAUCAAAAUGUUGUGGAAUCUGAAAACAGUAGCUCCCGAUUACCUGUUACUAUUGUUGAAAAUGCCGAAAUCAGUAUCGCCGAGUAGGGCAAAAGUAAUGGUGGACUUCAUUUGGACAUGUGGCUUGGUUGUUUCUCAAGUAUCUUUAUCAGUAUUUAAAUUUGUGAGAAGAAGAAUUAGUUGAUCCUCACCCCAAAUCAGUUGAUAAAUAAAUUAAACACGACAUAUUUAGGUU
This is a messenger RNA of Phaedon cochleariae (mustard beetle), 1826 nucleotides long. The record is from the annotation of a GenBank genome assembly. Lineage: Eukaryota; Metazoa; Arthropoda; Insecta; Coleoptera; Chrysomelidae.